UAGAGCUGCUCUUGUGCAACCAACACCACCACCACCACCACCACCUCCUCCUCCUCCUCCAUUGAUUCACAGACAGACUUCACAUUCCCCCACAAGCAGCCCAUCAGCUUCCACGGUGAGCAGAUUAAUAACAACAGUAGUCGGUGAUCACACGGGAGGAGAGAACCGGCGCUGCUCGUCCUCCGCGGGAUACUUGGAUAGCUACAGCAACAGGGUCCAUCCCUGCUCCGCUCUCCUCUUCUUCUUUUUUUCUUCUCCACUCCUGGUCCACACCUGUGUUUUCCACGUUGAGAACGCACACUCUUUUUUUGUGUAACUACUUGGAUACCGGCGCGUUGUCCUUUCUUUAAAUGUCGGACUGAACACAACUGCUAUGACAGGGAAACUAGCGGAGAAGCUCCCUCUUACGAUGAGCAGUUUAAUAAACACGAUCCCUGACAGUCUCUACCCAGAAGAGGACAUCCCGACGUCCAUGAAUAUCUUCACCAGUACGGAAUCUAUUAACCACUAUUCACAGAUGAACACAGAUAACAUCAUGGAUCUGGGCAUGGGGAGCGAGAAAGCAUCCGCAGAGAUUCAGUAUGGAUCCAGCUUCCAGUCCAACCGCAGCGGGCAGACUGUCACUUAUCUGGGGAAGUUUGCCUUUGACACUCCUCCGUCAGGGGGCAUCGGCGGCUCUGGCUGGUGCUCUGAUAACAAUAUCAUCAGUCUUGUCAGCGCGGGGAUCCUGGGCGUUUCUCCAUCACCCGGCACAGUAACCACGCAGACAUCAUCCUCUGCAGCCAGCAUGGGCGGGCAGACGUCAGAUAUGGAGCAGGUGUAUGGUCCACCACUGCCUGCUUACUCCACCUGCAGUGACCUGUACCAGGACCAGGUCUCCUUCCACCACAGUCCUGCAACCAGCACGGGUCUAGCCUACCCAGGCAAUGACUAUCACUCCACGUCCAAAGCCUCCAUGGAUGGGAGCCUUUUCUCUAUGAUCCCUGACUACAACCUUUUCCACCAUCAGGGGGAAGUUGGCGUGAUGGAGCACAAGCCCUUCCAGACCAUGGACCCCAUCAGAGUCAACCCUCCACCUAUCACGCCCCUGGAGACCAUCAGGGCGUUCAAAGACAAACAGCAGAUUCACCCAGGUUUCAUUGGUGGCCAGCAGCACCCUCCUCAGCACCACCCACAGCCACAGACACUCACCCUUAAACCCAUCCGACCAAGGAAGUACCCCAACCGUCCCAGCAAAACCCCUGUCCACGAACGGCCGCACGCCUGCCCGGCGGAGAACUGUGACAGGCGCUUCUCACGCUCAGACGAGCUCACGCGCCACCUUCGCAUCCACACAGGCCACAAACCCUUCCAGUGCAGAAUAUGCAUGCGCUCCUUUAGCCGGAGCGACCACCUGACCACACACAUCCGCACACACACAGGCGAGAAACCCUUCUCCUGUGAGUUCUGUGGACGCAAGUUUGCCAGAAGUGACGAGCGAAAGAGACACGCAAAGGUCCACCUGAAACAGAAGGACAAGAAGCCAGCUGACAAGAGCAGCGGGGCGGCUGGGAGCCACAGCUCGCCCCCCGGCUCCUGCGGGGGGCCAACGGUGGGAACGUCAUGACCGUCGCUACGUGCACUUGGACUGGACCCUCUCCAUGCCUCGUAAAGAGACUAAGGAAGAAAGGAUCACGUCCACUAUGAGAUAAAUAGGUGACUCUUUUCCUCUCUUUUACACCCCUGCUCUUUUCAGUUAACUUCUAUUUACAGAUGGAUGCCUUUAGGUUAAGUACGAGGGGAAAGGCUGCUGCGCCCUUCUCUUUCAAGUAACUCAGAGUCUCAGCUACUGUGACACAGUGCCAGCACAAAGAAGGGCACCGUGGCGUAUUGUGUCUACAAAGUCGCCCGAAAGCUUUUUGGGGUGGAUACACUUUUGUAAAUUUUACUGAGAAUUUCUAAAUUGGAAGGAAGCCAGAAUCCAUCAUAAGACUCAAAAACAGACACAAUUACAAAGGAAUUUAGUUAAAGGGUACGUUUCCUGGGAUGUAUGCAUUCAUUUUAUUAGGCUGUUUAAAAGUGCAAUUGGUUAUAUUUAUGUACUGUCAUGGAUACCUUAUUAGUGGCACUUGGCUGUCUUUUUGUUGUUUUUGUUGAGGUGUUGUGCUUUUUUAUUUUCUAUUUGAAUGUUGUUUUCUCAAAAGAAUGUGCCAAAUGUAUUGUGGUGAUACAGCCAACCUUGUUCUUAUUGGUGUGCCUGACAUUUGCCAAACACAGCAGUGAUAUCAGUUUAGCACACAUGUUGAGGUUAGGGAUAGAUCAGAUUAAAAAAAAGUAUCUCAGAUUUGGAUUAAUUUGGUCUAGAUGAUGACUGAAUUGGUUACACAAAGCAAACCAACGUCUUGUCCUGUUACCUGUUCUUAUAAAACAUGACUGCAGCAAUCAAUGCCUUUGCCAAUACUUAUUUAUUUAUUAGUCACUGAAAGACACUGUGUAUGUUUGUCGCCUUUUUACAUGGUGGCUUUAUGUGAUGUUACCUAAUAUCAUUCCUGAUUUUUUUUUAAAGGCUAACCAAUGCUGUUCUUUUUUUAUUUCUUUUGAGUUCUGCAAUUUUACGCUUAAUUACACCAACCAGUAAAUAAAAAUAAAAUAGAGCACAGUUACACAUACUGAACUACUUACAGUACAUAAAUGACACUGGGUUGCAAACCAACAGAAUAUGAAAGCAAAGAUGAGUGAGGGAUACUCAGAGUGAAAGGACCAUAUAUUUAGUUUAAAUUACCAAUUGAUGAACAGCAUAUGGUGAGAGAAAAAUAAAUCAAAAUGUCCAAAUCCAUGUUUACAUCUUUUAUAAUACAAAGUGACUGAGAGCGAGUUGUAAAGGACGUUUUGUACAUUAUACAAACAUGUAUGCAGGUAGCUACAGUAGAAGUUACACUUUUGUACUCAAAUGUCACAUGCAACAUAAUUCAGUAUUAAAUUGUGCAUAUAUGUGCAUGCCUUCAUGCACUCUAUGUAAAUACAAAUGUCUGCAUAAACAAGAAAUUUAAAUUGAUUGGAAGCCUGUGCGGAAUGUGUCUUAAAGCUUUUAGUAAAGUAGUUAUAUUACAGAAUACUUUGUUGUCAUAGGUCAUUGCAAAAACAUUUGGAGCACUGUAAAGGUGCCAAAUAAGGUGUAUUAGCUUUCAUAAAAAGAAGAAAAAUAAUAAUAAUAGCGCCAUUUGUACAUUUUAAAGUGGUAAAUGGUUUACGGUAGCACUAAUGUGUUCUCUGAAUAAACAGCAAGAUUUCUUACGUUUUGUUCAUCUCAAUUAUAGUCGCAAAUCAGUUACUUCAAUUAGCACAUCUUACCCAUUGCAGAGAAGACACCGGUUGUUCUCGGAUUGACAAGAGACUAAAUUAUUGGAUACUUCCUUUUACAAAAUCAUUACAGAGCUAUGCCAAUGUUUUUCACAAUCCUUAAUGUUUUUUUCCGUGAUUGAAGGAAAUUACUCUUAUUUCAUUCAACGAAAUAUUUUGUGUAGGCUCAUCUACCCAUUAGCUUCUAUGAGAACUUAAAAGUGUCGAAACAACAACCAUAUUAGAUUGAACCGGUAUUCCCAAUUGGGGAUAUAAAAGGUAAAAUGUUUUUUAAAAUAUAUUUGUUUUAACAAUUCUCUGUGCAAGGAGGUUAGUGUGUUUUUCUCUAAGACUCCAUAAUGGCACCAUAAAAUGAAAUAUGAGGUGUAAUAACCUCGUCUAAGUGCCAAGAUAGUUUCAGAGUUUAUCACUAAAACACAAAUUUCUCCUUCUACUUUGACCGACAGUAUUUCUGAUAAUUGUCAGUGCACUCUGAAUAUUAAGGACCGUAUUCUGUAUGCAAGGCAGAGAAUUUAUACUAACAUUGUUAUCAGCUAGAAAGAAAACACAUUGUGCAUAUUGUGUCAGUAGACACUGAAAUCAGACUUAAACAGAACAGCGACUGAUAAAGGCAAAGGCCAAAAGAAAGGUUCAGAAAAGCUAUGCCACAGAGAACACAGAGCAUACAGACCGACGCUUCCAAGGCCACGCUUUGCCUUUCCUGUAACAAUCAGUUUUCACUGCUGAGCUCCCUGGCAAGUGUUCACUUAUUUUCCAAUUAAUUUGGCCUCAGAGAUUCUCCUCUGAACUCAUCCAUGUGGUUAAUUUUUUAGAUAGUUUAAAAAUCCACACCACUACUGUAAAAUCAAUAGUUCGGUAUCAUUAAAAAAACACAGAUUUUAUUUCAUCUAAUGUUUUUAGAUGAAAUCUUAUGAGAGCUUAUCUUACUAAAAGGCAUACGACUAAACGAAAAGAAAAUGUAAAUUCUUACACAUAACAUUAAACAGCAUUCCUCUAGCCUGAUCGCAGAUGAUUAAUAUCAAUAAUAAUAAUGGUAAUAUUUCAGUUUCCCAGGUUAAAUAUUGCAACAUAAGCAAUGGCCUCUAAUGUAAACAUUGUGUAGCAGACCGCCUCAUAGAGUCAGCCCAAAAGAAUAUAGUAUGUGACGUGAUAGCAAAUGCUAAAUGUUUAUCCAGAAUAACUGGAUUUUUGAUAAAGUCCAUCAUAGACUGAAUUAAAUUCAAUUUAUUUCACCAGAAGUGUUGCUCUUGAUUUUAGAUUUUGUAGGUUAGAAUGGAUGGAUUUUAAUUAUAAUAUACAAUGUGGCCUCCUCUGAUAGAAAACUGUGGUUUCUAUAUGUUGAGGAAUGAUUUUGAGUGAGGCACAGAAUGCACCAAACUAUUUCCAUGCCUAAAUGAAGCCAUGUAAUUUUGCAAACAGUAUUGCAUCAGUCCUAUCCUCUCACUGUGCUUGUCACUUCUGUUUUGUGACACUUUUAUAAGGGACAGAUACAUUUGGUAUCUAUAUUUAUAUGAUCCCCGUAUCCCACUCCUUCAAUAUAGUUUGGUGGUUGAACAACAAUACAGGCUGCACCAUGUUCUGUUGAACAACAUUCCGUCUGUGUAAUGUAUGAAUGCUAUAUAUAAACAUAUAUAUAUAUAUAUAUGUCAAUAACUUGCUAUACAAACUCAAAAACAACCCCCUUCUUACAAUGGCUCCUCCAAGAAUAAUUUAUUUAAUGUUUUUUUUGUUUUUUUUUACGUUUUAUUGUCCAAAAGUAGGCAGCUGAAUGCUCUGAAAUUGGAAUUUGCCUCAUUCUCGUUCUCUGCUCCACACUGGAUCUGAGCCAACAUCAGCAGCCAUCUUCGUGCCAAACUGGGUUGCAGGGUUGGCUGAUCAAAAACAAUAUGAGAUGAGAACUCCACAGGAGAAGCAAAUCAUAAAUGUGACCUCAGUCUGCUUGCAGUUGAACGCAGUACUGUGCUAAUGUUUGUGUUAAACUGUCUUUUAGUCUUCGUGCAGUUGGCCUUGGGCAGGGCAAUAGGCGGGCUCUUUUGUGACAAUAAAUAAUUAGAGAUUGUUUAAAAAAUACCCUCAUGUUUGAAGAGAUUUCAAUAAUGUGUAGAUAUUAUAGGCUGCUCCUGUCACCUUAUGGACAACAGGGUGGCUUCAGGGAUUUUAUGGUCUUCAGCAGUGACACUUCAGUGUUCAGAUGGAGUCAUUACUCACUGUUUUCUGUUGUGUUGUGUUUUAUUUUCAUUGCAGUAUAUCCUCAUGUUUGCAUGUGCACGGAAAUGCUACCCUCAGAUACUGUGGGUGGUGCUCAUUUCUUUAUUAUGCAUGAAAAUAAGUCACAUUGGGUGAAAUGGAAUACACCCAACAACGAGAUAGACAAAUAAAAACACACACACUGGGAUAACUGUUCUUUUUUUCUUUUUUUUUCUAAGAAAACAAGGGGUCUUGUUUGAAAUGUUGUGGAUGUCUUUAGCCAAUUUCAUGUAUUUAUUACCUUAUAAUAAGGUAAUUUUAUGAUGAGCUGAAUAUUAAAAUUAAUUUGACUAUAUCCUUGUGAUGGGGAGGUGUGCUCCCCUGUUUACUUGGCACUUCAGUUUGUUGUAAUGCAAUUGUUUUGUUAUUUCUAUGUAAGUACUUGAAUAAAGAAAAA
Pungitius pungitius (ninespine stickleback) is the source of this 5983-nucleotide messenger RNA. RefSeq names its product early growth response 3 (gene egr3). Gene Ontology annotation, biological process: regulation of transcription by RNA polymerase II. The transcript is spliced from 2 exons. Bases 374 to 1606 code for a protein of 410 amino acids. The record is from RefSeq and is a predicted model, not a curated record. Gene Ontology annotation, molecular function: DNA-binding transcription factor activity, RNA polymerase II-specific; RNA polymerase II cis-regulatory region sequence-specific DNA binding. NCBI's taxonomy places the organism in Eukaryota, Metazoa, Chordata, Actinopteri, Perciformes, Gasterosteidae.